CACAAUCACCAGCGAGACACUUGGUUGCUGCCUGAAAAAAAGACAGGUCUUCUUUCUGAAAGCCGGUUUGCGUUAAAGAACUUCAGCUUUAAAGUGUUACUAAACCCAGGACCCUGCAUUCACUAUAUCUGGUCUCCCACAGUACGCAGAACAUAGAAAUGCAAUUAUUUUAGUAAACAAGCUGCUAAAUACCUUUUUAUCAUCAGCAGUUAGAGCAGUCUUGUGACUUCAGCAGAGCACUGCAGACACUGGUUAAAGCUUGUAGGAGGAGGCUUCAUUCUCCCCUGAUUGUCCUAUGAGGCUGCAGGACCCCU
Messenger RNA from Staurois parvus, 314 nucleotides. The record is from the annotation of a GenBank genome assembly. Lineage: Eukaryota; Metazoa; Chordata; Amphibia; Anura; Ranidae.